GGAGUCAAGGGGUCUGAAUACGUCCCGAAUACACUGUAAGAGCAUAACCAAAGAUAACCAUAGAGAACUCUAUGGUACCCCUGGUGGUCAUGUUUAGUCUUACUUUUAAUGACGCGAUGAUCUGCGACUGCGCAGAUACGGCACGUCACACUUUCGCGAAACAGAGGAAUGUCUCCAACUAGUUAGCUGGGUACGAAUAAAAUAAUUUACGCUCAUAAUGUCGGUCUUUCAUGACGAAGUUGAGAUCGAGGACUUUGAAUAUGACGAGGAUGAAGAGACAUACUAUUUUCCCUGCCCAUGUGGCGACAGAUUUGCCAUAACCAAAGAGGAUUUGGAAAAUGGUGAAGAGGUGGCGACGUGUCCGAGCUGCUCGCUCAUUGUUAAAGUAAUCUACGACAAGGAGGAAUUUAUGUCUGGGGAGAUAAUCGAAGCACCAACUACAGAGAGCAGAUUGCAAUUGACUCCGUCCUCCUGACAGCGAUGAUACAUCCCCCUUCAUUUUCUCAUCUCCCAUCAGUAAAAGUGGACCCUGCAGCAUUUGUAUGUGCUUCCACACAACACAAAUAAACAUUAUGAACGAUAUGCUUCACUGGUGAGGUCUGGGAUGGAGGAUUCUCAGGAUUCAUUCACAUGUUCCUGGCAUUGGUUUUGCAGAGUCACGUAAAGGACCCUAACCACCACUAUUUGCACAACAUAUUUAAAUAAAUCCUUUAUUCUUUUAAGUCUUUCACUCCCUUUUUUAUAAACAUGUUUAUGCAUUUUUGUGGAUGCCUCAAGAUUAAACCAGGAUGAAGUGAAUACCAUUUUCUUUCUUCUUGUUAACUUGCUUGUAGUUUUUAUGUUUGAACAGCAGGGGAGGCAGAUGUUCAAGGAGAAAUACAGGCCUACUUACUGUACAGGGAAUAAAUAGAGUGCCGUUGGGAAAAUGGG
Oncorhynchus mykiss (rainbow trout) is the source of this 930-nucleotide messenger RNA. RefSeq names its product diphthamide biosynthesis protein 3. Gene Ontology annotation, biological process: protein histidyl modification to diphthamide. Gene Ontology annotation, molecular function: metal ion binding. The record is from RefSeq and is a predicted model, not a curated record. Lineage: Eukaryota; Metazoa; Chordata; Actinopteri; Salmoniformes; Salmonidae.